Messenger RNA from Rubroshorea leprosula, 2673 nucleotides. The record is from the annotation of a GenBank genome assembly. NCBI's taxonomy places the organism in Eukaryota, Viridiplantae, Streptophyta, Magnoliopsida, Malvales, Dipterocarpaceae.
AAGAAGUUGACAACAUUAAGGAAUCAUAUUGCAAUCCCCCAAGACAUUCCAUUGCCUAAAAAUGAAGACAACGUUGUUUGCCAAAUAUGUGAUAUUUCUGGACAUGUUGCUACUAUAUGCCCGCAACGAUAUAAAGUAACUUGUCAACUGUGUAACCAUGAGAGUCAUAUUGCAAAAGUUUGCCCAAAUCGCUACCGAUCAGAAAGCGCGUCAGACCCAUCCUCUACACCUACUGAGUCUUCUGAAACUAUUACAAAGAUUUUUGCUAAUGAAGUCCAUAUAGGUGCUGGGGGACAGGAUGUUACAGUACUUUCAUGGAUGGCAGAAAUGCUAAAUAUGAAAACUCUUUAUAAUAUGAGUGUUGCUAAUUGGCAAAUGGCAUUGUCAUUGAGUCAAAAGUUGUUGAGUCCAGAGGACCAAGAAAAGGUGCCAAAGGAUUUCUAUAGUGCAAAAAAAAAUGAUAAAUGUGCUUGGACUUAGGUACAAGAAAAUUGAUAUUUGUGUCAAUGAUUGUUUCUUGUACUAUGAUGAGCAAAGUAAGAAUUUAACUGCUUGUCCAGUAUGUGGAGAAUCUCAUUAUGAGCCAAGGAAUAUGUCUGCUAUAAGGCAGAAAGAUGUUCCAAGGAAAUCUUUGUGGUACCUUCCAAUUACCCCAAGAUUGCAGCGACUAUACAUGUCUAGAAAAACAGCAGAGCACAUGACAUGGCAUUUGAAAUGCCAUGAGGAUGCGGAUGAAGUUAUUCAUCCUGCGGGUAGUGAGGCAUGGAAACACUUUGAUGAAACCCACCCAACAUUUGCUGAUGAACCUAGAAAUGUUAGACUUGGCCUUUGUACAGAUGGUUUCAAUCCAUUUGGUUGCUCUACAAUGCCUUAUUCUUGUUGUCCUGUUUUUCUUACAGUGUACAACCUUCCUCUUGAAUUGUGUAUGAAGUCAAAGCAUAUAUUUCUUACCAUGAUAAUUGUUGGACCUAAAAGUCCAGGAAAAAACAUUGAUGUCAUGCUUAGGCCAUUAAUUGAUGAACUUAAGGAUUUGUGGACAAAUGGGGUUGAAACUUAUGAUAGUUUCAGACAACAGAAUUUUAUCAUGAAAGCUGCAUUGCUAUGGACUAUAAGUGAUUUUUCAGGUUAUGGCAUGUUAUCUGGAUGGAGCACACAUGGGAAGUUGUCAUGCCCUUAUUGCAUGGAGAACACUAAGGCUUUUCAACUUCAAUAUGGGAGGAAAACAUCAUUUUUUUAUUGUCAUCAUCAAUUUUUACCUCCUAAACAUCCAUUUCGUAGAGAUAAGAAGAAUUUUUAUCUCAAUAGAUUUGAAAAAAGCCGUCCCCCCCACCCACGACUAGAUGGUACUUUGAUGGAAGAAAGGGUUAAUCAGCUCCCUGACAUAGUCUUUGGUCAACCACUUCGACAGAAACAUUCAAUUGCAGGAUUUGGUGUAUUUCAUAAUUGGGUGAAACGUAGUAUAUUUUGGGAAUUGCCAUACUGGAAGGAUUUAUUGAUUCGUCAUAACAUUGAUGUCAUGCAUUGUGAGAAGAAUUUUUUAGAUAACAUUAAAAAUACUGUCAUGGAUGAUAAGGGUUGUACGAAGGAUAACACCAAUGCUAGAUUGGAUUUACAACUGUAUUGCAAUAGAUCUGAAUUAGAAUUGAUACCUCAAGAUGAUGGAACAGCUAGAAAACCCAAUGCUUCAUAUGUUCUUAGUCGAGAGCAACGAGCUCUUAUCUGUCAAUGGCUGAAGGAAUUGAGAUUCCCAGAUGGGUAUGCAUCCAACAUAGCACGAUGUGUUAACAUGCAGGAACUUCGAUUGUUUGGGAUGAAAAGUCAUGAUUGUCAUCUUCCCACACAGCUGCAACAGGAGCAACCCACUGUUACUCAACCACCAUUGGCCGAUGACCAGUUCACUGGUGAUGAUGCAACAAUGGAGGAAGUUGCUGAAGAGCAUAAUUUGGAGGCUAAGUUGGAGGCUGAGUAUGCUGUGCUUGAUCCUGAGUUAGAUGCUCAGUUGGAGGAGAAGCUAUCACGUGCUGUCCCGAAGACAGGACGUGGCAUGGAUAAAGGAGAUGACGCUCUUGCAGACCCGAGUCAAAGGAAGGUGCUUAGCCUUAAUCGCCGAGGCACAUUCAGCCAUGAGAGCUGGCCUGAGGAAAAGAAGAGGGUUGCUUGGGAGAAUUUUCAGGUAGCUAAAAGAGGAGUUAGACCGACACCUUUAGAGUCGUACUUGUUGACUCACACGACUCGCCGACCUGAUGCUCUAGAAGAUGCCCCACCUGCUUGGAAGUGUCACGCCCCAGAACCCAAAUCCGAGGCGCAACAGAUGCCGUGCACUCGUGAGACGGGUCUCACAAACGCACAAGGCUCGGAACUUAUUCAAAUCCCAAACCCUAUUCUCACAAAAUCUGUUUUAAUACCAUAAAAUUCAAGGUACAAUCUAUCUUCCAAGAAUGAUAAUGUAUUCCAUAAAUCUAUGUCCAACAUGACUUAAACUUAAAAUCACAAGGUAACAUCUAUCUUACAAAAACAUGAUUUAUUUCUAAAAUUAUAUGAAUCUCGAAAUGGCUAGCCUUCUAACUCGUCACUUCCCAUGGUUUCCGUGUCUCGAGUCAUACUACCUGAAAUGGUGGACAAGGGAAAACUCAUGAGAUAAAAUAUCUCAAUAAGUAAAUGUAUGGAUGGCCC